Messenger RNA from Delphinapterus leucas (beluga whale), 3844 nucleotides. RefSeq lists its product as uncharacterized. NCBI's taxonomy places the organism in Eukaryota, Metazoa, Chordata, Mammalia, Artiodactyla, Monodontidae. Gene Ontology annotation, molecular function: DNA-binding transcription factor activity, RNA polymerase II-specific; RNA polymerase II cis-regulatory region sequence-specific DNA binding. Gene Ontology annotation, cellular component: nucleus. Gene Ontology annotation, biological process: regulation of transcription by RNA polymerase II. The record is from RefSeq and is a predicted model, not a curated record.
ACCGUCUUCGGCCGCCGUAGACCGACGAAAAAUCUGGGCGACAGGGGCAGAAGUAGAAGCGGUUCGUGGAAGUGUUACGUUUUAGGCUCUGCUUGUGGACUGGAGAAAAUCGGGUCCUGACUCCCCAGGAGCAAAAGAAUCAGUAGAAGGAGGAAGAAGUUACAGGAUUUGGUAUCAGCAUUACUGGGGACAUGCUUGAUUGAAGACAGGUAUCAGAACAGAAAUUUAGAGCAGAUCCAGAAGACACAGCGACAGAGCCUCCUUGUUGCCAGCUGUUUUUAGAGAACGGAAAAAAAUGAUCCAGUCCCAGGAAACCCUGACGUUUGACGAUGUGACUGUGGACUUCACGUGGGAGGAGUGGCAGCUCCUGACCCCUCCUCAGAAGGACCUGUACCAAGAGGUGAUGCUGGAGAACUAUAGCAACCUGCUGUCUGUGGGUUAUCAAGCCAGAAAGCCAGACGUACUCUCUAAUUUGGAUCACGGAGAACCAUGGAUGAUAGAAGAUGAAAUCCACUGUCGAACCCAUUCAGGGUAUCAAGCCAGCAAACCAGAUGCUGUCUCCAGGUUGGAACGAGGAAGAUGGCCAGUAGAAGAUGACUGCCACAGUCGAAUCUGUCCAGAAAUCAGGAAAGUUGAUGACCUUCUGCAGCAUCACUUGACAAAUCACAGCAUUCAAAAUACUGUGGAACAAUGCUGCGAACAUAAUACAUUUGCAAAUAUUGUAAAUCAGAGCGAAAGUCAUUUCCUGUUAAAGCAAAAUUGUGAUAUGUUUGACUUAACUGAAAAACCUUUAAAAUCAAAUAUAAGUUUUGAAAACCAGAAGAGAAGCUGUAACUUAAAGAACUCUGCUGAGUUUAAUGGAGAUGGGAAAUCCCUUCUCCAUGCUAACCAUGAGCAAUCUUUUACUGAAAUUAAAUUUCCUGUAAGUGCAAAACCCAUCAGCAAUAACUCCCUGUCCACUAAGCAACAGAGAACUCACAACAUAGAGAAAGCCCAUGUAUGCAGUGAGUGUGGGAAAGCCUUCUUCAAGAUGUCUCAGCUCUUUGAUCAUCAGAGAGUUCAUACUAGAGAAAAACCUCAUGGAUGCAGUCUGUGUGGGAAAGCAUUCUCCAGAAAAUCCAGGCUCACUGAACAUCAAAGAACUCAUAUCGGACUGAAACAUUAUGAGUGCACUGAAUGCAAUAAAACCUUCUUCAAGAAAUCGCAGUUCAAUAAACAUCAGAAAAGUCAUAUGGGAGAGAAACCUUACACAUGUAGUGAAUGUGGGAAAGCAUUCACCACAAAGUGUCUGCUCAUUUAUCAUCAGCGAACUCAUACAGGGGAGAAGCCCCAUGGAUGCAGUCUGUGUGGAAAAGCCUUCUCUACAAAGUUCAGUCUCACUACACAUCAGAAAACUCAUACAGGAGAGAAACCUUACAUAUGCAGUGAAUGUGGAAAAGGCUUCAUCGAGAAGAGGCGUCUUAUUGCACACUGUCGAACUCAUACUGGUGAGAAACCCUUUGUAUGCAGUGAAUGUGGGAAAAGUUUCACCUUGAAGAAGAGUCUUAUUCCACAUCAGCGAACUCAUACUGGAGAGAAACCCUAUACAUGCAAUGAUUGUGGAAAAGGCUUCACCUUGAAGAACCCUCUCAUCAGACAUCAGCGAACUCAUACAGGAGAGAAACCCUAUGUAUGUAUUGUAUGUGGAAAAGGCUUCACCAUGAAGGGUGAUCUCGUUGUACAUCAGCGAACUCAUAUUGCAGAGAAGCCAUUUAUAUGCAGUGACUGUGGGAAAGGCUUCACUGUGAAGAGCCAACUGAUUGUACAUGAGCGAACUCAUACCGGAGAGAAACCCUACGUGUGCGGUGAAUGCGGAAAAGGCUUUCCAGCCAAGGCCCGCCUGAUUGGACAUCAGCGAACACACACAGGAGAGAAACCCUAUGUAUGCAGUGAUUGUGGAAAAGGCUUCAUUCAGAAGGGCAAUCUCAUUGUACAUCAGCGAACUCACACAGGAGAGAAACCCUAUGUAUGCAACGAAUGUGGCAAAGGCUUAUCCGCGAAAAGGAAGCUCGUUGCACAUCUGCGAACUCAUACUGGAGAGAAACCAUAUAUAUGCAAUGAAUGUGGCAAGGGCUUCACCGUGAAGAGUACUCUUGGUACACAUCAGCAAACUCACACUGGAGAGAAACCGUACAAAUGCAACGAGUGUGGUAAAGCCUUUAAGAAGAAGACAUGCCUCAUACGACAUGAGAGAUUUCACUCAGGAAAGAUCUUUGCAUGUACUGAAUGUGGAAAAUUCUCUUUGUGCAAAAAUGAUCUCAUUACCCGUCAGAGAAUUCACACAGGAGAGAAGCCAUAUGAAUGCAGUGAAUGUGGGAAAACCUUCACCACAAAGUCAGGGCUCAGUGUUCACCAAAGAAAACAUACAGGAGAGAGGCCCUAUGGAUGCAGUGAGUGUGAGAAAGCUUUUGCCCACUUGUCAAUCCUUGAUAAACAUAAGAGAAUUCACAGGUAGUCACUUUGGGGAAGGCUGUUGCCGGUUGUAGACCCUCAAGAUAAUAGUAUGCAGAGAAGAAUCACAAUGCAAAGAAUGUGGUAUUAUCUUUAGUGAUCAAGUACCUCAUAUUUUAUAUUGAUGAAAAAAUUUACAAAACUACUCGGAUACAAUCAGCCUUGGUGAAAAUAUUUUAGGACAUUCUAUGUCUAAAAAGUAUAUACUGAGAUAAAGCCUAUGAGUGUGAAAGACUAGGAAAGCCUUCAGUGGAAAUAAACCCUAUCAUAUGUGAUCAUCAUAGAUCAUGAAUGAAUGAAUGUUUCUAAUUGGUAGAAGUAUAAUUGUGGGAAAGCCUUUGCCCAGAAGUAAUACCUCAACAGAUGUCCGUUAUCACUAGAGAAAUACUUUCCUGUGGAAAUGAAUAUGGCAGGGUUUGCAGUAGUAAAUAUUGCUUUAUCAUUUGCCAGGAAAUCCGUGCAGAAACCCAUUCUAUAUGGUGGACGUUAACAAAAUAUCAGACAACUUAAUGAAGGAAAGAAGCCUUGGGGAAAUGAUGAAUGAGAGCAUUCUGUUACAAGUCUUAAGGGAUACUACACCUCACAAGCAACUGAAGGAUACCUUCAGCCAUAUUUCUAGUUUCCUUGUCAUUGAUCUUAUAAAUUUUACAUAGUGGCAGUUACUCUCAACAUGGAUUGAAUUUUCAUUAUUUAACUUCUGCAUUUCUUUGGUUCCAAGUUUGUGUUAUUUCAGAAUAUUUGAAGUACUUCAAAAUGAAAAAUGUACUCGUUUCUUAAGUAUAACAACAGAUCUGGAUGUGUUUAACCAAGUUUGUAAGUACCAUCAGGGGGUUUAUAAAAUUAAUAUAAAUGUGAUGUUUUUAUAACUUUUAAUUUUGAAGUAAGUUUAGAAUCACAAAAACAAACAUUCCAGAGAUUUCCUAAAUGCCCUUCAGCCCACUACUCCCAAAGGUAAAAUCUUAUAAUAACCACACAGUUUACUGUGUGGUUAUAUAAGGUCAAAUAGAGGAAAGUGAAAUUGUUACAGUGCUGUUAACUACAGGGUUUAUUUCGAUUGCACCAGUUUUAACAUGUAGUAGUUUUUGUUUGGUUUUUAUAUAUCUCCUUAAGAAACUUCAUCACAUAUGUAGGUUCCUGUAACCAACACCCCAGUAAAAAUUUAGAAUGCUUUGUCAACACAAACUCCCUCAUGCUACAUCCUCAUAGUCACAUCCUUUCCCCGACACUAACCCUUGACAUCACAGAUCUUUUUGUAUCCAUAAUUUUGUCAUUUAUAGAAUAUUAGAAAAAUAGGGCCUCCCUGGUGGCGCAGUGGUUGAGAGUCCGCCUGCUGAUGCAGAGGACACGGGUUCGU